AUGGAGGCGGCUAACUGCUCUCUGAGGGUGAACAGGCUGUUGCUGGACCCCAAGUUUGAGAGCUACAAGUUGUCUCUGGACCCCCUGCCUUGUUAUGGGGUGGACUUGGAUGCUGCUGUUGCAGAAGUGAAGCUCCGAGAUGAUCAGUACACACUGGACCACAUGCAGGCCUAUGGCAUGUAUAACUACCUUCACAGUAAUCCAUGGUGUUCUGAUAGUGUGUUUUAUGUGGACCAACUUGGUAGAAUCAUGAACCUGACGGUGACUCUGGAUUCAGCUUUGGGAAAACCUAUAGAAGUUUUCAGAUUCCCAAGUGACCUGAGUGCCUAUGACAGGCGUCUGUGCUCCUCCAUGCACUUCACAUCAACCAAUUGGGUAACCUUAUCUGACGGGACAGGCACCCUCUAUCUAGUUCACAUUGCAAAGGCUGACCAUCCCUCUGGAAAAUGGGAACUCCGGUUUAAUCAAGAACUCGGAGAUCCUUUCAUUGUACUUCACAGCGUUCUCUUUGUCCAGGAAGGAGUGCAGAUAAUUGAUGUUCUUUUGCUGAAUGUUGAAAAAGAUGAUCUAGAUGUUAAAGGAAGUGGAUUCCAUGUUUCUCUAGAAUGGAUAUCAAUAGAACUGCCACGCCAAGAUGAAUGUAAAUGCGAAAUCUUAAAACGCAGAAAGCUUCAUGGCAAAUCUGUCCCGCAUUACGCAGCUAUUGAACCGGACGGGAACGGCUUGAUGAUUAUCUCUUACAAGCCCUUCAGUUUCAUUGCAAAUGAACACAAUCAAGCUGAAGAGGAGAGCAUGGAGCAGGAUGAAAAGAGAGAUCCCUUGUAUGUCUGGCAGCAGACGGCAGAUGAUGUGACCCUUACAUUCGCCCUACCUGAUGGCACAGCCAAAGACGACAUCAAGAUCCACUUUGCUCCCACUCACUUAACUGUCUCAUUAAAGGAGCAGAAGCCGUUUCUGAAAGGACCACUGUACUCCGUCAUUGAUCAUGAAAGCAGCACUUGGGUUCUAAAAGAUGAAAGACGUGUGGAGGUCACGCUGGCAAAGAAAGAUAUUGACCGUAUGUGGACAGAAGUAAUUAUUGGUGAUAAACAAGGAGAGUUCAUCGCAGAUCCGGCACAGUGUGCAGCUAUUGCAGAGCAGCUAAUGCACCUCACCUCGGCUGACUUGAACCCAGAUCCAGAUGGAGACAAGCCCCCCUGUAAUUCUCAGGAGCUGGAAGAGUGUGAUGUCUCACUUGAAGACUGCGCAACACUGUGUAGAUUUGAUGGCGGCAGUUUAAAGGCCACCCAUGUAGUAAGUUGUACUCAGAAUCGAUCAUGUGUUUAACAUUUUGUAUUUUAUUAUUUUUGUCUGUUUUGCAUUUUACAUAAAAAUAAUUAGUAUUGUUCCCUUGGGCUCCUACCUU
Molecule: messenger RNA, 1405 nt
Organism: Staurois parvus
Lineage: Eukaryota; Metazoa; Chordata; Amphibia; Anura; Ranidae
Source: the annotation of a GenBank genome assembly